CGGGGGCUGCGGGCGGCGGCGCGGGGAGCGCAGGGCUGGCGGGGACGGCACCGUAGAUGUCCGUGCGGCUGUGCGUGUGUAGAUGUGCUUAUAUUUAUAGACAGAGAUGUGUAUGUGUACACAGAGGAGCGUAACACCGCGUUUCUUCCCAUUUCCUGCGGGAGCGGGGAUUCAAACCCGGCUGGCGGGGAUCAGAGAGGCUCCGGUGGGAGCGGGGCGAGUCUGCAGCGCGCAGGUGAAGCAGAGACCUCUCCGAGAUGUCAGGUAUUAGUGCGGAGGGGCAGAUCUGCGAGGCACACAGCAGCUCCCGGGUCUACUGUACAUUAGGCUCUCCGUGGGAGAGGGAUCCCAGACAGCUCUGCUGGGGAGCCAGCCCAGGAGAUUUGUUAGCGGGCUGCUCCGGGGGAUACCAGCCACCUCCGGCACCCGAGCGCCAAAGGUGCUUCUGCUGCUGCUGCUGCUGCUGCUGGCGCAUUUCAGCCAAACUCCAGCCAGAGCGAGGGCAAGUUGAACCGGAGACAUUGGAGCCGCUGUGCUUCGGAGACGCCAGGGCGCACGGGGAGCGCGGCGGCACCAUGCCUGCUAUCAAGAAGGAGCGACUUGACAGGGAAGAGAUGGCCCUGGCAGCUUUUAACCAGCCCAUGGAAACCUUACCUGACUACCUCGCGCCUCUGGCCGCCGCUGCCAUCCCGGUGGUCACCCCGCACCCGCCGGCUUACGAGCAGAUCUUUGCCCACCGCGCGUACCUGGGCUUCCACGAGCCCCACCACCCCCACCCGCACCACCCCCACCACCUCCCCGAGGACCUGAUGCUGGAGAGGUUUUCCUCCAUCCCGGAUUUCCAGCCCUUCUUUGACAACGGAGAGCCUUGCAUCGAGGUGGAGUGCGGGGAGAACAAGGCGCUGCUCUACAUCAAUAAGUUGUGCCAAGGGAGCAAAGGACCCUCCAUCCGGUACCGGGGAGAGUGGCUCACCCCCAACGAGUUCCAGUUCGUCAGCGGCAGAGAGACGGCCAAGGACUGGAAGCGCAGCAUCAGGCACAAAGGGAAAAGUUUGAAGACUCUUAUGUCCAAAGGAAUCUUACAGGUACAUCCUCCAAUCUGUGAUUGCCCUGGGUGUCGAAUUUCGUCUCCAGUGAACCGGGGCCGCCUGGCAGAGAAGAGGAGCAUCCCCCUGCCCCCCAGCAGGGUCCCCAAGAAGGAGCUGGGCCCCCUCCUCUCCCCCAGCGAGGACAGCCAGGACAGCGACAGGAGCAAUGGGCAGCAGCCCCAGGUGAAGCAGGAGGAGGAUCUGCACAUCAGUAUCAUGAAAAGAAGGAUUCACACCCACUGGGAUCUGAACAUCUCCUUCCGAGAGACCUCUUGCAGCCGUGACAGCGACCUGUCCAGCAUCAUCUCCAGCCUGCAGCAGGGCCGCCAGCUCGGCAUGCCAGAGAGCCAGGGCCGCUGUGAGCUCAAGAGGAACCCCCUGGACGUGGGGCUGGCAGCAGCAGAUGAAAUUUUAGGCAAGAGAAGAGUAUGUUCUCCCAACAGCAGCAGUGAGUGUCCUUUGGAGAGCAAGAAAGCCCGAAGUGAGUCCCCGAAGGAGACGUCGCAGACGCCGGCGCUGGAGGAGGUGGCGCAGAUGACCCCGGAGGAGCACUACAGGCGCAUGAUGUCUGCCCUCAACGAGCACGGCUCCUUCGAGGAGCAGCAGCAGCAGCAGCGCCUCUUCCAGCUGGCCAACAGCAUGGCAGUGCCCAGCCACGGAGAUCUGCUCCGGGCGCGGCAGGAGGUGGCGGCGGCGGCGGCGGCGCGGACCCCGGGCGCGAUGGAAGCGCACAUCCCUUCGGCCAGCAACUCGUCCAGCCAGCGAAGGAAGCAGGGCCUGCCCCAGCACAGGGACAGCCACUUCCCCGACAGGGAGAUCUCCCACCCACCGCCUCUGCUGUCACCCCAGAACGCUCCCCACAUCGCCCUGGGGCCCCACUUGAGACCUCCCUUCCUCGGGGUGCCUUCAGCACUGUGCCAGACACCAGGUUACGGGUUCCUGCAGCCAGCACAGGCAGAGAUGUUUGCACGGCAGCAGGAGAUGCUACGGAAGCAAAACCUGGCCAGGCUGGAGAUGUCGGCCGAGCUGAUCCGCCAGAAGGAGCUGGAGAACCUGCACCGGCAGAGGCUGCUGGCCGCAGACCCGCUGAGCCUGCACCCGGGGCUGCCCCCGGACCACCCGGCGCUGCGCAGCGUGCACGACGUGCCCGAGGGCCAGGCGCUGCGGGACGAGCUGUCCCGGCGCAAUGCCAUGCUGGUGCUGCGGCACAACAACGCCCCGCUGCUGUCGCUGACCCCCGGCGGCCCCGGCGCCGCCACCCCGCCCAAGGAGCAGCCGCGGCGGGCGGGCGGCGGCCGCAAGGCCUCGCAGCCCCGGGCGGAGCCGCAGGGCCCCGGCGAGGCCCGGGAGGCGCGGGCGGGGCGGGACGGGGCCCAGGACUGUAACGAUGAGGAGAUGAAGGACUCGGAGAGCGACGGCGAGGACAAGGCCGAGGGGCCGAAGGGCGAGGGCGGCGCGGGAGCAGAGCCCAAGGAGGGCAAGGACGGCGCGGGCAAGGCGUGUGAGGGGGCCAAGGAGGCGGGCGAGGCGGGCGCGGCCCCCGGCGUGCCCUGCAGCUCCUCCAGCGCAGAGUCCCCCAGCCACCUGCUGGGGCCCGGCAUGGGCAAGGCCGAGGUGAAGUACCUGCCUCCGACCUCCCUGCCCGCGCCGCAGCCGCUGCCCUUCGGCUUCCCCUACACCGUCAGCCCCUACUUCCAUGCAGGCACCAUGGGAGGUCUGUUUCUGGAUGGGGAGGAGAGCCCAGCGCUGGAGGACAUCAGCAAAUGGACAGUGGAGGACGUCUGCAGCUUCGUGUCCAGCCUGUCUGGCUGCACUGAGUACACUCAGGUAUUCCGAGAGCAGGCCAUCGAUGGGGAGACCCUGCCCCUCCUGACAGAAGAGCACUUACUGAACAACAUGGGGCUCAAGCUGGGACCUGCCCUGAAGAUCAGGUCACAGGUGGCCAAGCGCCUGGGCCGGGUGCUCUGCAUGGCCGGGCUCCCGCUGGCGCUGCCGCUGCAGCCGCCGGGGCUGCGGCCCCCGGAGCGGGAGGCGGCCCCGGGCGAGCUCCGCCCGGCCUCCACCGGCAGCGUGGCCUCGCCCUUCGGCAGCGCGGCGCCGGCCAGCCGGGGCUCCCCGAAGCAGGAGAACGGGAACGCCGCCCUGCUCAGCGACACCCCCAAAGCCCCGUGCUAACGGGAGCCCCGCCCCGCAGGAAGGGAGGGCGUUCUCUUUUGGGUUGGUUUGUUUUGUUUUUGGAUGCGUUUGCUUUUUUUUUUUUUUUUUAAUUUGUUUGGGGAAAAUAAAAGAAGAACCACGGAGAUUUCUGAACUGUCAAAAAAAAAAAAAAAGAUUGAAAGGAAGGAAAAUGAUCCAAAGAUGUUGUCGUGGGACGACGCCAAGUGAAGAGAAGGAUGCUGGAGGAUGGAGGCAGCAUUCCUGUUCCCUUCCACACUCCUCAGUGGAGCUGGAGAGCCCUGCACAGGGAAGCAUGGACAGGCUGCUCUUUGCCUUCAGGAGCUCCGGGCUGUGCCUCCUCGGGGAGGGGAAGGGGCUCUGCUCCUCCCGCCGGUACUGCCAGCAAAACCCCAUCCACAGCCACCCCGGCCAACCUCUCCUCCUCCCUGCAAACUGGGCUCACUUCCUCAUUCAGGUGUUCUAUGCAUCUCUAGCAACUUUGAAAACAAUACCAAAGACAGACAAAAAGGAUAAAAAGACAAAAAAAAAAAAAAAAAAAAAAAAAGACAAAAGGCAAGUUCCCGUCCAUGUUUACUUCGUGCAGAUGGUACAGAGCCACCCUGCCCUGGCACAGGGGCCUGGCAGUGCCCCAGCCCUGCAGGGGUGGAUUUCCCCGUGGGAUGUUUGGUUCCAAGAGCAGCAGGGGCUCUGGGGGAGGAGGGUCCCAGCCUCGCUGCCCCAGGCUCCUCCUGCAGCUGGGGGGGUUGGUUUGCAGCCUUGCUCCAGAGGUGGAUGACUGCACAUCUGGCUGCUUGCUCCAGAGGUGGAUGACUGCACAUCUGGCUGCUGUGGACCACCAGACAGAGCCUGGGCCCCCCCAGCCCUGGCUGAAGCAAUGGGCAGAGUUUUUACUACUGUGAAUGAGCUGGGAACUCCUGGGGGUGACCUCCUGUGACUUGUACAGUUGUGAGCAACAAUCACAUGUGGUACUUUUCUCUCUCUCCCCCCCCCCCACUCCCCUUUUUAUUUUUGGGUUUGUUUUUUGUUUAAACGUUGCACGUGCUGCCGUUUUUCUUACAGAAUAGCUUUGGUGGUACUUUAGCUUCUUUAUAUUGUAAAAAAAGGAAAAAAAAAAUCAUUAUCCAUCACAUCACGAUAAAGAUGCUUUCCAGCAAUCAAUUUAAAUAAAAAACACUUAAUUUACAAAUGGU
Molecule: messenger RNA, 4456 nt
Organism: Serinus canaria (Common canary)
Lineage: Eukaryota; Metazoa; Chordata; Aves; Passeriformes; Fringillidae
Gene: SAMD11
Product: sterile alpha motif domain containing 11
Exons: 15
Coding region: 258-3263 (1001 amino acids)
Biological process (GO): positive regulation of transcription by RNA polymerase II
Molecular function (GO): protein binding; DNA-binding transcription activator activity, RNA polymerase II-specific; RNA polymerase II cis-regulatory region sequence-specific DNA binding
Source: RefSeq, a predicted model, not a curated record